Messenger RNA from Anopheles stephensi (Asian malaria mosquito), 4190 nucleotides. RefSeq lists its product as uncharacterized. The coding region runs from base 5 to 3976 and encodes 1323 amino acids. Gene Ontology annotation, biological process: detection of chemical stimulus involved in sensory perception of taste; sensory perception of sweet taste. Gene Ontology annotation, molecular function: sweet taste receptor activity. The transcript has 19 exons. The record is from RefSeq and is a predicted model, not a curated record. Lineage: Eukaryota; Metazoa; Arthropoda; Insecta; Diptera; Culicidae. Gene Ontology annotation, cellular component: membrane.
UACGAUGAUUGAGGUCGGUUUUGAGUUUCGUAUGCCACCGGGACGGGUUCGGCCCAUCGGCAAGCAGCAGCAGCAGCAGCAGCAGCAGCAACAGCAGCACCAGAAUCGUUCCAGGUGGCACUGGUUGCGAAAACGCGGAAAUGUUACUUUUGUUAGGCCCGCGGAAGAAAUCGAUGAUCGGAAGGAACGGUUCUAUCUGGCCAUCGCAUCCGUUCUACGCUGGGCUCGACUGUUCGGAGUGUUCCCGCUGUCCAACAUCACCACACCCAAUCCGGAUGGGUUGCGGUUUAAGCUGUUUUCAAUUUUCAUCGUUCUGAGCGUUCUGAGCAUUGUUGGUGGUUUGCUCAUCAUGACCACCGCCCUGAUCCGCCUGACCCGGGUGGGCAUAAAUGCGAUGAACAUUGCCGAACCAAUCUUCUACGCCAUUUGCACACUACUCCAUCUGCUGUUCGUUCGACUGGCGAAAGUUUGGCGCAACUUUAUGAUGUUUUGGACCCAACGGGAGGAAAUGUUCUUGGCACGUCCGUACAGGGCGAUCAAUCUGCGACGAAAGGUGGUCUGCACGGCGGCAUGUGUCAUUUUGUCCGCUCUCGUGGAACAUGUAACCUACGUGAUAAACCAGGCGUACAACGUGUAUCAGGAGAGUUUAGCCUGCCGGUACAAUGUGACGCACCCUUUGAAGCUUUACGGUUCCUUGACCUUCCGAUCGGUUUACCUAUCCGUUCCAUAUCAUCAUUUUACGACGACUUUUUUACUGUAUACGACGAUCUCGCUCACAUUUGUCUGGACGUUUGUCGAUCUCUUCAUCAUGCUGCUUGCCACCGGAAUCGCGUGCCGCUUUGAGCAGCUAAAUAAGCGUAUCGAUUCAAAUCUGAAAAACAGCUCCGAAGCGUUUUGGGGAGAAAUGAGGACACACUUUGUCGGGCUGAUGGAGUUGGUCGAGCAAACGAAUCGGAUCGUCGGCCCGAUGGUGAUCGUUUCCUGUGCCAACGAUAUGUACUUUCUAUGUCUGCAGACACUCAACUCGCUAGAGGAUAAACCGUUCGCCAUCAAUGAGUGGUACUUUCGAUACUCGUUUACCUUUCUGAUACUGCGCACCUCCAUGAAGCUGUGGUACGCGGCCGAUGUGGACGAAAAGUCCACACGAACCAACAAGCUGGUGCAAAAGAUCCACAGCGAGCAUUACAAUGAUGAGUUGGAAAUAUUGCGCAUCUGUUCCGGUGCCGGUGUGUCAAUCUCCGGGAUGGGGUUUUUCAACAUUUCACGCAAAAUAUUUCUUACCAUGGCUGGAUCUAUACUAACAUACGAGCUGGUGUUGAUACGGUUCCAUCGUUCCUCGAAAGAUGAAGGACAGGAACGGCCCUGCCCGAUCGUACUCGACGGCACACAGGAAACAUCCUACCACCAUCAGCACCAAAGAGAACACGGUCUGGAAGGAGGUCCACCGGAACUGCCAUCGGGAAGGUUUACGCUGAAGGUGGUUAACCCAAUGGCCGGCGAAACGCGUACCGAAGAGUUCAUGCGCAUGAACCCGCAGCAUACGAUUCCGACGCUGGAUGAUAAUGGCUUCUAUCUGGCCGAAUCACGUGCCAUUCUGUCGUAUCUGAUCGAUGCAUACCGUCCGGGGCAUACACUCUACCCAAACAUCCCCAAGGAAAAGGCCCUUAUCAAUCGGGUGCUGCAUCACGAUCUUGGCUCGUUCUAUCCGAAGUUUUUCGGCACUAUUGGUGCAUUGUUUUCGGGCACGGCUACGGAAAUUUCGGAAGAGAUGAAAACCAACGCCCAGAAAUCGUUGACCGAUCUGGAGAACUACCUGGUCCGGAAUGAUUACUUUGCGGGGGAAAAUCCCACCAUCGCGGACCUAUCGCUGCUACCAACGAUUGCUUCGGCUGUGCACUGUGGGCUAGAUUUGACUAACUACAAACGGUUAAAUACUUGGUACGAAAGCUGCAAAAGCUUGAAGGGCUUCCAGGAAGAUCAGGAAGCGGCCCGGCAGGUUGGCGAGUAUCUGCGCUCCAAAUUUCCGGCCGCAAACUGUAUUUACAUGGUGGUGGUGUAUCUGUCGGCCUGGCUCUUCUUUUUCAUCGCGAUCCAGUGGCACUCGGUACUGGAUGCAUUUGCUAGCUGUGAGCGGUCAUUUCUGCGCGACCACUACCGUCUGCAGACCAAGGGCACAUUCAACCUGGUGUGGAAGAUACGGUUUGCAGGGUUCGCUAUAUUUGGCCUAGCCCUGGUGGAGGAUUGGUUGAAUUACUACUCUGCGUAUCAGAGUAACAUCGUGCAGAUAGCUACCUGCAACCGGACGAAUGUGACCGUUUGGUACAAUUUCUACCUAAGAGAGCAUCCGCACGUGUUCCAUAUAGUUCCCUUUAACGGCUUUACCAUAGCGGUUACGGAGUGGAUUAAUCGUUGCAUGCGAUACACCUGGACGUAUCUGGAUAUCUUCAUCAUCUCCUUCUGCUACGGUGCACAGUUCCGGUACGAGCAGAUCUUUAGGCGACUGGCCGCCGUUCAGGGUAUAGCCUGUCCGACCAACUUUUGGCACGAGCUGCGCAUGGACUACGUAGCCGUUUCGGAGCUGGUAAACGAGCUGGACACUCGGUUUGGGCAUCUUAUUUUGCUGGCCUGUGCCAACGAUAUGUACUUUAUCGCAACGCAGCUCUUCAAUGGGUUCCAACGUCGACGGGCCAUAGCGAACUACGUGUACUUUUGGUACUCACUGUUGCUGCUAAUGUUCCGCACGAUCGUUAUGCUGUAUGUAGGAUCUGGAGUGUACGUUGCCUCCACUAGCCCGUUGCACUUGCUGCGGAACGUCCCUUCCAAACAUUGGGGCAUUGAUAUGGCCGGAACGUUGGUGACGUACGAGCUGGUGCUGCUUGACCAGGUGAAAAAAAUACCGGACUCUGCGACGGACUGCAUCGUCACACUGACGGCGCACAUUUUUUACAGCGUUAAUGAUGCCACCUUAGGAACUGCGGAAAUAAGUAAUAUUAUAUACUACGCACUGAAUAUAUCCGGAGCGGUCAUGCUGCUGGCAAUAGCUGUCCGCUGGAGAACGAUCAUGGAGAAGUGGCGCAGCUUGGAGGAAACCUUCCUACAUCCACCGUACGCUGAGCGACGGUUCUGGAGUUUGAAGCGAGUUAUCGCGGUCAUUGGCAGUACGAUGUUUGUGCUCGCUUUGGUGGAAGAUGUUUUGCACGUUGCUGCGGUGUACUACACGAACCAUCAGUACUUCAUACGCUGCCACAACAGUACACCCUUCUGGCAGCUAUUCUACGAACGUGAGCAUCCCAAGUUCUUCCAUUACGUACCGUACAGCUUGCCGGCAGUGCUGCUGCUCGAACUGACGCACAAAAUAUUCCUGUACGUGUGGACUUUUAUGGAUCUGUUCAUUAUAUUUGUCGCCCUUGGGCUGUCCCGUCGGUACGAACAGUUCUACCGUCACGCAGUUCGCUACAAGGGCCGGCAUGUGAUGGGCACUGUUUGGCUGCAGCUGCGGUUGGACUAUGAGCAGAUAAGUCGUCUGGUUGCGUACAUGGAGCGUAUAAUGGCACCGAUCGUCAUCUGCACGACCGCAUCCGAUCUGUACUUUAUUUUCUACCAGAUGUUUAACUCUUUUCAAUUAUCUGCCUCAUUCCUGGCCGAGGUGUACUUUAAAUUUUCGCUUGCAUUUCUUAUCUUUCGCACACUCGCUAUGCUGCUGUUCGCUUCCAACAUACAUGUGGCAUCGUUGCGACCGCUCGAAAUACUACGAUCAACACCGAUGAGCUGCUGGACAAUCGAUGUACAACGCUUUACGCAGGAGCUUCUGACGAGUAGAAGCUGCCUUUCGGGUUACGGAUUUUUUUUCCUAAAUCGUAGCGUUAUACUUGCGAUGGCGGGAACGUUAAUCACGUACGAGCUGGUCAUGCUGAAGGAAGUUAUCCCAUCGUCGGAGGAGAAUGAUUUUUGUGAGAAUGGAAAAGGGCUUUACUGAGCAGGGUUUCAUUAUUUGUGUGUAAUUAUAAAACUGCAAUACCGUUUGGGAUAAAUUUGCUCCAAUAAACUCGGAAAGAGUAGAUGCUUUAAAUCCUUAAUUUGAAUUGGGUUUAGCUGAUCGUUAAUUGAUUAGUAGUUGAUGGUAAAACGUUUUUAGUGAAACUUGUGAUUAUGUGUUCAAAUCAAAUAAGAUGUGUGUUAAUAAUAAAAAC